GUUAUGCCAACUUCCGGUUUGAGAAUUUUUUUUGCUGGUGGAAGAAAAAUUAGUGGAAGGUUACCAAUCCAGGAAGAAAUGCCUAGCAAAAAGAAGAAAUUCAGCGCCCGGUUUCCACCAGCUCGAAUAAAGAAAAUCAUGCAAACUGAUGAAGAUGUGGGAAAGGUGGCAGCUGCGGUACCUGUACUUAUAUCUAGAGCUUUGGAGAAAUUCAUAGAGACUCUAAUAAUGAAAACCAGUGAAACCACAAAAACCAGGAAUGCUAAAACCCUAACAACAUCCCACAUCAAGCAGACCAUUUAUCAAGAGAAAAAGUUUGAUUUUCUGAAAGACCUGGUGGCAAAUGUGCCUGACCAUCAAGCAGAGGAGGAUACAGAUUCAAAUACAGGAGACUUAACAAAACGACAGAAAACACCCAGACCAAGAAAACAAAGAACAGAAGGUAGAAAGAAAAGAAAAAAGAAUUCAUCAGACAGCAACUCAGAGGAGGAAGAGAAUGAGAAUGGUUCCAGUACAGAGACAGAUGAAGAGAGUAGUCAGCACACACAGCUGUCCUCCAUGUCAGCCAUUAAUAAUGAUCAACAUCAGGGAAUUCCCUCUGCCACAUACCCAAAUCCCAUCAACUCUGGAGAAAACCCGGAGGCUAUGAUGUCCUAUCCAUCCACCAGCAGUAUGCCCAGCCAUCCAGCUUACCCUCCACCAGGCUGCUACCCUCCCCAGGGACUACCUGGUCUACCCCCACAGGGAAUGCAUAAUCCUUACUCUAUGCAAAUGAAUAAUCACAUGCCACAACAGACACAACCCCUGAAUCUGUGUAACAACCCCUCAUACAACCCAUCUAUGUACAUGUCAUCGGGUUACCCAUUUCCCUCCUCAUUAGGUUAUCCCUACCCACCUCAUAUGAAUCCUAUGCCUCCACCACACGACUCUCAUCCAGGUAUGAAUCACUCCUCAGCCACCAUGCCUGGCCCCUCCCAUCUGCCGGUCUACCCCAAGGCUCCGCCACAAUGUGAUCAAGGACAGGACUUGUCUCAAUCUAAUAUAAAUCCUAUAGCUCCCACUAUGGCAUCACAUGCAAAACAAACUCCACCCAAUUCAGCUGAAGAUGAUGAUUAUGAUGCAUGAAUGGAUUUCUGUGACCUUUCAACAUGAAUUUUAUGCAAAUUGACCUCCAAUGGGGAAAGAGAACAAACUCAGGAUCAUUUGUGAACCAUUUUAUUCUGUUGUCAUUUGAUAUAGUGUAUUGAUCUGUUAAAAACAUAAAUUGGUUAGUACAUUUGUACUUGUAACUUUGUUUUGUUUUGAAAAAAUUAUUUGUCACCUUUUGAGAUUGUUUGAUGAACUCAGUAUUUUUCACUGUUUGUUAUGUUGCCUAUAAAAUAUGCUAUAGCUACACAGGUAUACAGACGCUUAUGAUUAUAAAAGAAAUAUGAAUUUUUUAAUUUAAAAUAUACAUGUAUAUUACUUUAAAUAUAAUCCUGGGUCACCAGUGCAGCUAGUAUUUGCUUGAACAUAUUACACCAGAAACACAACAAAUGAAAUAGUAUUCUGUCUAUAGAGCUGUAUAAUAUACCAAAAUUGCCAUGGAUUUUAUCAUCUCGUCAUUUAUGAUGAAUUUUGCAUUUGCUUUAGAAUAUAAGGGAACUAAUGGUUGUAUAUUGCAUAUACUAUAAGAGUUAUUGAUUAUCAAUAGCAGUUGUGAUAUCUCCCUAUAAAGUACUUAAUCAUAGUCUUUCCAUGAAAAAUGUAUUUCAGGAAUAAAUGAAAUGUAACAUGUCAGGUGAUAAUUUGAUGAUACGAUUUCAUUUUAAAAAAACAUCACUAUCUAUUACUUGUGUGAAUGCCUGCAUUUUGACAUGUACUAAAUUGCUUAUCUUAUCAGCAUGUAUCCAUGCAAGAAAAAAAAAUGUUUAAAAAGCUUUGGAAGUCAUUAUUCUAAAUAGAGGAACAGAGUGAAACAGUGAUUUGAAUUAUCAUAUAUGUGCUACAUGAAUAAGACCAAGACUUUGAGAGUUAAUAUGGACUACAUACUGUGUUUCCCAACAUCACCUUGUAUGAAGUCAGUACAUCUAUUUUUAACUUAAGUAAAGCUGUGUUCUGAUUUUAUUUGAUGUGUGAAUGAUUAAAGUGAUUGAACUGAA
This is a messenger RNA of Saccostrea echinata, 2141 nucleotides long. Its product is annotated as dr1-associated corepressor-like. The coding region runs from base 4 to 1125 and encodes 373 amino acids. Gene Ontology annotation, cellular component: negative cofactor 2 complex; nucleus. The record is from RefSeq and is a predicted model, not a curated record. The transcript is spliced from 7 exons. Gene Ontology annotation, molecular function: transcription coactivator activity; protein heterodimerization activity; RNA polymerase II general transcription initiation factor activity. NCBI's taxonomy places the organism in Eukaryota, Metazoa, Mollusca, Bivalvia, Ostreida, Ostreidae. Gene Ontology annotation, biological process: positive regulation of transcription by RNA polymerase II; negative regulation of transcription by RNA polymerase II; transcription by RNA polymerase II.